Theobroma umbraticum is the source of this 462-nucleotide messenger RNA. NCBI's taxonomy places the organism in Eukaryota, Viridiplantae, Streptophyta, Magnoliopsida, Malvales, Malvaceae. The record is from RefSeq and is a predicted model, not a curated record.
AUGGAUGUGAAGCAGAUAGCAACCUUGAAAGCAGAAACGCUGAACAGGUUAAGCAACUGGGGACGUUAUUCAAGUUUCGACCGUUCUUAUGAUCCAAGAACUACUUUCUCAGGGAAGUUAGACAAGGAACAACUUGAUUUCAUCAGGUGUGAAACAAUGGCAACAACGCUGGCCAUGUCAAGGGCACGUGAAACCAACAGAGACUACGAAACAGCGUUAAUGGAAGUUCAGUUAGAGGUGGGCAUUGAACUGGCUAAACUGUUAGCCGAAACUAUUGACCCUGCUUUUGCUGGAACGAAUGCUGUCAGAAUUGAAGAAGGUGGAGGAGAAGUUUGUGGGAUUUGUCUGGAAAACAUGGAGAGAGGAGAGGAAGCUAGAGCCAUGGGGUACUGCAGCCAUAAGUUCCAUGCUUCUUGUAUUUUUGAGUGGGUUAAAAGGAAAAAAAAACUGUCCUUUAUGUAG